UUGCUUGGAGGAGAGAUGGGGUGAAAAAUGAGUUUAGUAUGCGUUUUGUACCUCUUUGGUCUAUUCUCCCACCCUAUUUACCCUCUUUUCACCGAUUUCUGGUUUUUUUAAGUCUUACUCUGCUUUUUUGGUGUGUUCCUUAAAGCUUUCUCACCUUGACAGUGCGGGGUCAGGAAAUUGGUUUCCCUAGAGACUUUUUUUCUACAAUUAAUAGUGGUUUCAUUGUAGCCUAUAGUAGUAAAAAGUUCAAGAAUGCUAUAUUGGCGGGCACAGAAUGGCUGUGGUGGGCGGGGCUUAGGCUAAGGCCGCCCAUUGUGACGCAGGCACGCACUUUGACGCAAACCAAUCUUAUUUAAGGGCGGGCAGUCGUUCACUUCGAGGCAGAGCUGCUGGGGCGGUGCUGGGUCGACCUCGGAUCUCGGUCUUCGGCUGGUCUCGUAAAUUUUUUUCUCUUAUUUUACCUCAAAAAAUAGAAAAAACCAAAGGCAACCUUUUAACUUCUCAAUUCCUAUACCCCCCUCCCCCCCUCACCUCUGACCACUCCACAUCUGCCUUCUUAAUUUCUAGAAGCUGUUAGUCCUGAGGAGAUUUUUGUCAUGGCUUGUAGCACUUUAAUGAGGGAUGAGUUUAUUGUGGGAGAGAAAUACCGGAUAAUAAGAAAAAUUGGGUCCGGUGCUUUUGGAGAAAUCUUUUUGGCAACUAAUAUACAAACGGGCCAGGAUGUAGCGGUGAAACUUGAAUCUCGGAAAACCAAGCACCCACAGUUGUUGUAUGAGAGCAAGGUGUAUAUGAUCCUUCAGGGUGGGUUGGGUAUCCCCCACAUUCGCUGGUUUGGGCAAGAGAAAAAUUACAAUGCUCUUGUUAUGGAUUUACUGGGGCCCAGCUUAGAAGAUCUUUUCAAUUACUGCUCUCGUAAAUUCACUUUGAAGACGGUCCUGAUGUUAGCUGACCAGAUGAUUACCAGAAUCGAAUAUAUGCAUAGUAAGAAUUUCAUACAUAGAGAUAUUAAACCUGAUAACUUCCUGAUGGGUACCGGCCGGCACCGCAAUAAGCUGUUUCUCAUUGAUUUUGGUUUAGCCAAAAAAUAUAGAGAUGGUAAAACCAAAGAGCAUAUCCAAUACCGGGAAGAUAAAAAUCUAACCGGCACUGCUCGGUAUGCCAGCAUUAAUGCCCACCUUGGGAUAGAGCAGAGCCGCAGAGAUGAUCUGGAGUCUCUUGGGUAUGUGCUGAUGUAUUUUAACAGGACGACCCUUCCCUGGCAAGGAUUAAGGGGGGCAACAAACAAGAUGGAGAAAUACGAAAAGAUUAGUGAAAAAAAGAUGGCCACACCUGUGGAAGUCUUAUGCAAGGGCUUUCCACCAGAAUUUGCUGCAUAUUUAAAUUACUGCCGCGCUCUGCGCUUUGACGAGACUCCAGAUUAUUCCUAUCUGAGACAGCUAUUCAGAAUCCUUUUCAGAUCACUGGCCCAGCCACACCAGCAGGGUGACUAUACUUUUGACUGGACCAUUCUGAAGCACAGAUCUCAGAUGGCCGGUCUCCCUGCUGGGCUCUUUGCUCAGGGUCACUUCUCUAUGGAUUUCUAAGCAGAUAGAACAAACAAAACUAACAUCAGAGAAGAAAUUGUUAUUCUAGUUCUAAUUUUUUUUUAAUAGGGACAUUUACAACUUGUUGGCAACUGUUUUUUGACUUAAGAACUUUUCAUUCAAAAGCAAAAAAAAAAAACAGCUUAAUUUCAGAAAGCAAAAUAAGAACUUAGGAAAAAAACUUCAUUUUCCCCAAGAGCAAAAAAAAAAAAAAGAAAAAAAGAAAAAAAAAGAAAAAAAGAAAAAUCAACAAAAAAAGAACUUAAUUUCAGUACAAACUUUCCUGAGUAACCUGAAGUAUAGUAAACAAGAUCUUAUGGGCCCAAACUCCAUCAGUUUUCUAAACUUGCAUUGAAACAGCAAGGAAGAUAGUAAAGCAAGUUAUUCUUUGGUUCUAGAAAUAUAAGAACAUUAUGGACUUUUUCAAAUGGUUAGGGCAAAUUUUUACAACUUAAUAUUUGUAUUAACUGGCACUGGGUAUCCUGAAGUGGACAUGUGAUGUCUAGUUUUCUUUUGUAUUUUUUCCAAGUUUCCUGAGUGAUUGGCAAAGGUCAUUUUGGAACUAUUCUGCUUUGAGACCUAAUUCAAAAGAACUGUAUAAACAAUCUUUAACCUCAUACCUGCAAUUGGACACUUUCCCCCCUCUACCUGAAGUUUGGAAAUGGUAAACCAAAACCUUCUUAAACUUGAUCAAUUAUACCUGCUAGUCAGCAGCAAGAGAAGCCAUUUGGGAUUUUUUUUUUUGGGGGGGGUGGAUCUGAAAGACUGUCCACUACAAAAACAUCACCUUAGAUGAAGAUUUAAUAAAAGAACUUGUUGACUGCUAGAUGACCUCUUAGAAUUCCAUCAACUACAACAUCCCUGGUAUACAGUAGAAAAACAGCAUAUUUGCCACCGAAAUUUACUGAACAUCAUACAGGUGAAGCAUUAUUUACAGGUUGAAUCCCAUUCAUCGUUGAGUCAUCGUGCCUUCUCUUCGCUUUGACCAGAGAAGAAUCAGAAAUUUGGUGACUGGAGAAGAAGGCCUUUUGGACAACAUCUUUCCAGAAAAUGAUGGUUCUGCCUGACGAUCCAGCACACUAGAACUGGGUUAUUUGGACACGUGCUGUGGCUUAUUUUGCUGAAUUCUAGAGUAACCAGGGACAUGAUGGAGGGAGGGAUUUAGGAGAAUUAUUACUGUUUCUACCCAAUGGAGGGGAGGGCCUUUUUUAAUGAGGGGAAUUUGCCUUUCUAACUCAUUUGAAUGUCUCUUUGGAAAAACAAAACAAGCCAUGCAAGUUUAACCUUAACCAGAAGUUUGUUUAAUUUUCUUGUCUUAGUGCACCAAUGUUCUAAUGAUUUCCACAUGCAUUGAAAAGGUAUCAUUUGUUUUUUGAUUUGCCACCCACUAAGAAAAAGGUGUAGAGGAAUGAGCUGAGGAUUCAGCUUUAUUUCUUUGUCAUGGGGUUUCUUGUUUUCAUUUUUCUGAUUUCAAGUGUGUAAGUAGUUGAAUUCUCAAAGCUGUAAAAGUUCUCUCUGGGAAUAAGAUUUGGCAAGCAAUGAAACUGUCCAUUUUAUGGCCGAAAGGCUCCACUAGUACUGUGCCUUCCAUUUGCUAAUAGAUUGCUUCAGUCUCUGUGCAGAUAUAGUAACCUCUAAUCUGUUGCCAAGACCCCAAGUGACUUGUCUGGACCAUUUUUCUAUGUUGUCAUCUGUCCCCCAGCCCAUGCCCAGCAUAGACAUCUGUCCUGUUAUGCAUAUUUAGGAGUGCCGUUAAUAUAAGAAUGAAUAGUAGAUUGGAGCAAUCCAAUAGUGCCUUUUAUUAUUAAAGUCCUGAAAAGAGCCUAUCCCUGAACAUAGAACUAAGACAGGGAGUGUAGCUGAUAGGAGUACCAUGCCUACCUUACCUUUGGGAAACUCAAGUUAUAUAGAAACUGUUCAAUGUUUUAAAAUGUUUAAAGAAAAAAAAAAGAAAAAAAAAGAAAAAAUGUUUAAAGAAAAAAGAAAAAAAUGUUUAAAGAAAAAAGAAAAAAAAAGAAAAAUGUUUAAAGAAAAAAAGAAAAAAAAGAAAAUGUUUAAGUGUUAACCACAACUUUGGGAAGGCUCUUUGAACUCAGGCCAACAUAUUACAUCAAAUGCCUGUUUUGCCUUCUCUCAUGUAUACCUAAGCAAUCGUAUGUAAGCAUAUUUCAAUAUUUAGAUGAGAUGAGUCGAACUAUCAGACUCCAGCUGUGACAAACACCUAUUUUAAAUGCUGUGGUUCCAUCAUUAUGUCAGCAUUAUGUCAUCAUUGUGUAAAACUCUGCAACUUUAAGUAAAUUAAGAUAAAAAGCCUUGUAUUGACAAAAUACAAUGUAAAUUUGUCUGUAAGGAAAAUCAAUGACAAAUUCAUUAAAGUAUCCAUGGUAACAAAACA
Molecule: messenger RNA, 3978 nt
Organism: Monodelphis domestica (gray short-tailed opossum)
Lineage: Eukaryota; Metazoa; Chordata; Mammalia; Didelphimorphia; Didelphidae
Source: RefSeq, a predicted model, not a curated record